Prorocentrum cordatum is the source of this 1349-nucleotide messenger RNA. The record is from the annotation of a GenBank genome assembly. Lineage: Eukaryota; Dinophyceae; Prorocentrales; Prorocentraceae.
GGUGCAGGGCCCUCCAGGGACGGGGAAGACGUCCACGGCGCUGCGAAUCAUGCAACACUGGGUCCGCGGCUCCCGGGAGAUCCUGUGGGGCAGGAAGACGGCGCUGCUGGCCACCAGCGACUCCAACAUCGCGGUGGACAACCUGGUCGAGGGGCUCGCGAAGCAGGGCGUCCGUGUCGUGCGGCUGGGGCGGCCAGAGAUGUCUCGGCCCGAGCUCCUCGAGUACUGCGCCGACGAGAUCGCCGCGAAGGCCUGCGGCGUGACCAAGCUGAGCGAGCUGAAGGACGCGGCAAGGGCCAAGGCACGUGAGGAGGUCCAUCGAGCGGUCGAGAGGGCAGAGGUUGUGUGCUGCACAUCCAUGGGCGCGGGCAGCGGCAUGCUGGCCGACUACACGUUCCCACGGGUGCUGAUGGACGAGGCGUCCCAGGCGACGGAGCCGUCCACCAUCGUGCCCAUCUGCAAGGGAUGCUUGCAGCUGGUGCUGCUCGGGGACCACUGCCAGCUGCCGCCCACCGUGGGAUCCGACCUGGCCGCGAAGGAGGGCCUUGGGCUCUCGCUCUUCGAGCGCCUCGCGCGCUCCGGGGUGAAGCCCACGCUGCUGCAGCAGCAGUACCGGAUGCACCCGGCCAUCUCGGAGUUUCCGCGCGAGCAUUUCUACUCCGGCGAGCUGGGGGACGGCGUCAGGGCCGAAGACCGGCAGACCCCGAACGGGUUCAGGUGGCCGGUCGCCAACAUGCCGGUGGCUGUGGUGUCCGUGCAUGGGCGCGAGAGGCCUGAGGGGACGUCCUGGAUGAACGAUCAGGAGGGCCAGAGGGUGGUCGAGGUGGUGCGGGGGUUCCUGCAAGGAGGCUUCCAGACCACGGAGAUGGGGGUCGUGACGCCGUAUGGCGCCCAGGCCCGGCUCCUGCGCACAAUGCUGAAGAGGGCCAACAUCAGGACGGGCCGGGAUUUCGGCGGGAUUGAGGUGAAUUCCGUGGACUCCUUCCAGGGGCGAGAGAAGGAGGUGAUCAUCAUGUCGACCGUGCGCGCGAGCGACCACGGAGGCAUCGGCUUCACCUCGGACUGGCGACGGGUCAACGUCGCGUUCACGCGCGCCAAGCAGGGCCUCGUGGUGGUCUGCAACCCGGACACGCUGGCGAGAGAGGACCGCACCUGGGCGCCCUGGCUGCGGUGGGCGGCGGGGAAGGGGCUCUUCUGCGGCCCCGUGCCGCGGCUGCCCCCGGCGAACCCGAACGCCGCGCCGGUCGGCCUGAAGGCCAUGGAGACCUAUCGGGAGCCAAGCCCAGUCCGCGGGGCACAGGGCCGCAGCCGCAGCCCGCGGAGGGCCCCCGGCGGCGGCGCAGGCGCCG